AAUAAAGCCGCUCACUAUAAAAUGACACCUCAAAGUUUUUCUUUUUUUUUACAUGUUGCUAUGUACUCUGCUUCUCAGGGUUUUAACGCAGUAUACUCUGGAAUAAAAAAGCGCAGUGAAGGAAGAAAGCAAAUGUUACGUUUAGUGAGAAAGCAUAAAGAAAAGUCUAAAAAGGGCAAGAAGGCUAAAAAAAAUAAGAAGAAAAAACACCAAUCUGAAGAUUCCGAUUCUGAUGUGCUUACAGAUGUAAGUACUAGUGAAAUAAUAAGAAAUACUGAUGAUGAUGAUGAUCAAUUGGGUGUUGAUCAAGAUGUAAUUAUAAAUCGGUCGAUUGCGGAUGCCUCUGGAUCACAAUCACAUGUUGACCAAUAUAUUGAUAUGGACAUCUUAACAGUACAACCUAUUUCUGAACUGGAUGUAAUGCCUCAGCCGCAGCUUGUAAAACAACCAGUUGACAAUUCAUCUAAUUUGACAAAAUCUUCGAAUAAAAAAAAGAAGUCAAAUAAAAAUAUUAUUCAACAAGUUAUUACAG
Molecule: messenger RNA, 532 nt
Organism: Rhizophagus irregularis DAOM 181602=DAOM 197198
Lineage: Eukaryota; Fungi; Glomeromycota; Glomeromycetes; Glomerales; Glomeraceae
Source: RefSeq, a predicted model, not a curated record